AUGGAGGAAGAGAUCACUGUACACAAGCCCAAUUAUCUUUUUUCUUCUGUGAAAAAUGAUGUGCUUAGCUAUGUUGUCAGUACAAUCACUUCAGUUCCUCCGUCGUGGGUGGUGGAGCCUCAAGAUGUUGCGGUCAUAGGAGGGGAAGAAGUGGCACUAGAGUGUCACGCUCAAGGCACACCUCCACCCAUAGUCACUUGGAAGAGAACCACAGAUGGUGGUGGGACGGAAGAAUCUUCAGCUUUGGUGGGUGACGGAUGGAGGCUGCAGACACCACUAGCCGGCUCUCUCAGGAUCCGAGACGCCCGAGCUGAGGACAGUGGGCGUUACCUUUGUCACGCUAAUAACGGUGUAAAUCCGGCCAUCUCCAAGACAAUAUCGCUCUCUGUCCUGGAGGGCGCCCGCAUAGAGGAACGUGUGGUAAAUGAGUCUGUCGCUGUGGGUGAGAGUCUAGCUUUGAGAUGUGCAGCCAGGGGAGACUUGCCUCUCGCCUUCACCUGGGCCCGGGAUGCUGCUCCCAUACCGGGUGGAGGAUCAUCAGAGAUGGAAGUGAGGAUGGAGGAGGCUGGGAAAGUCUCAGUCUUGAUGAUUACUUCCAUCAGCCGCGCCCACGCUGCCGUCUACACCUGCCAGGCAUCCAACCGCUACGGUGCUGAUUCAAGAACUUUCUUCGUCAAUGUUGUUGACGUUAGAAGAUUAAACAAAACCUACAAAUAUGGUCACCGACGCUCAGUAAUUCAGACAUUUGAAAUACUCAGGGAAGUUAUCCCAGAAAAAUACAAGUUUGGAAGUUAUCUCCACCAUCUCUAA
Messenger RNA from Cherax quadricarinatus, 810 nucleotides. Lineage: Eukaryota; Metazoa; Arthropoda; Malacostraca; Decapoda; Parastacidae. The record is from RefSeq and is a predicted model, not a curated record.